GAGCCCCGCACGCCUUGCUCGGCAAGACGCGCAGACCCCGCACGGCCUUCACGUCGCAGCAGCUGCUGGAGCUGGAGAAGCAGUUCCGGAUGAACAAGUACCUCUCCAGGCCGAAGCGGUUUGAAGUGGCCACCAGUCUGAUGCUGACGGAGACACAGGUAAAAAUAUGGUUCCAAAACAGAAGAAUGAAGUGGAAACGUUCAAAAAAGGCCCAACAGGACUCCAAAAACAAGGACACAAGUCAAGCUGAAGACAAAAAGCCCAAAGAAACACCCGAACAAGAAAAACCCGCGCCAAUGGCGGCGAGCGAUCUGACAGCUGUCAAACCUAUGUUAGACAGGGACAGAAUUAUUGCGCUGGAGCGAGAAAGAGCUAUGGCUGCCGCGAAUUUCAAUUCUAAUUUGGAAAACCGGCGCGGUUUAGUCGUUAUGAACCAAGAUGGCGGCCGGCCCAUGGAUAUGUUUAGGCCGUAUGUGGUAUGAAAAUAGAUAAACUUUUAGUUUUUAUUAUUUGUUAGUUUGUAUGUUGCACGGUAAUUUAAGACUUAUGUGAUUCAUUUGUAAAGAGCAAGGAGAAAGUUAUUACAAAAAAUAAAUAUAAACUGAAACAGCAAACGCAUUUAAACCUCUUAACGCGGUCAUAAAUUAUUUUAUCUAUGGGUAAAAUAAAACCAUAGAAGAGCUAAGCAAAGCCUCAUAAAAGGCUACUUUGAAAAAAUACUGAAUUUCACAAACAUUUAAUUGAAUAAAAUAUAUUUGGAACCCGAAAUGCAAAACGGUAUAUUGGUAUCACCCGUAUUUGCUUCACUUUAUAGAUAUUUUUUUCUCCUUAUAUUUUUCUGGUCUUUUGUGCGGCAAUUGAAACAACUUAUCCAAAAUUAUUCUUGUUCUCUUUGCUUGCUCGCUAAAGUCACUAUGUAUACUAUAAAUUAAAAAUAAACUUAGAUUUAAAAAUACUAGUCAAGUUUAGUGUAUAUUUCUACAUUUAUUGUUAAAUAUAAUGUUGUAAAUAAUAGUCUUACAAUUAUCUAGAAUUAAGUAAGUUUCUUGUAUAAGUUUGAAACCAGUUCAUUAAAUUUAAAAAGAUCGUGUUUGUCUAUGAUCAGACAAGUUUUAAAAAAUAAAAAUUUUCAUUUCAACAAAUUACAUUUGUCCAUAUUUUUGUGCCAUUAAAUAUAUGUUCAUCGAAAAGCUAAUUAAAAAUUUAUGAAAUCUUGAGAUACAAUUGUUAAAUUAAUUUUUAAUUAAAUUUGACACACCUUAAAAAUUGCACAAAAUUAAUAGAAUUCUUAAUAGGAACAUUUUAAAGAAAGUCUUGAUGCAGGCCAAAUUUAGCAAUAUUAUAUUUAAUUUUAGCUAUGUAUUGAAUAAAAAAAUAUAGGUUUUUUUUAAUGUUAAACCAACAAUCAAGCCAUGAUUUCCUAUUAUGCUUAUUGUUUACUUAAAUGUCUUUUUAUACCUAAGUGUAAUCCUCUCCAAUGGCUUGACAAUACAAUUCCAUUGCAAGAUGGCUUUUUCCCAUGUUUUUUUAUACACUCACUUUCUUGUUUGUUUGUCGUUCCGGUUGGAUUUUUGCAACUCAAU
Molecule: messenger RNA, 1583 nt
Organism: Trichoplusia ni (cabbage looper)
Lineage: Eukaryota; Metazoa; Arthropoda; Insecta; Lepidoptera; Noctuidae
Product: motor neuron and pancreas homeobox protein 1-like
Exons: 2
Biological process (GO): neuron projection morphogenesis; regulation of DNA-templated transcription; central nervous system development
Cellular component (GO): nucleus
Molecular function (GO): DNA-binding transcription factor activity, RNA polymerase II-specific; sequence-specific double-stranded DNA binding
Source: RefSeq, a predicted model, not a curated record